CCAUUGGGUACAUAACUGUGUCGCCGGUUGACCUUGAAGCGAUGGGUGCGAAACCAGAUGCCUGAGGUAGCCUAGUUAGCCUGCAUUUUUCGGUGAAAGUCAACUUAACUUCAGCCACUUAAAAUCUGUCUUCACUAUCCCGUUGUCAAAUAUUAUGCUCGAGUGCAUAAGUUUUGUAAAUGUGUACUGAAUCUACUUCAAGAAAAAUACAACUUGUACUAAGAAAGGUAUUUUAAGCAAUGUAUAACCCUGGACGUAUUCAAUUGUUUAAUCUACUGAAUGGAAUAUUAUGCGUUUAUAAAUCACCAGAGACAAAUAUCGAUAGAUUAACCAGAUGUAUAAAGCGUUCUUUAGCGGAUGCCUUCAACUCACUUCCUUGUGAGAAACAAUCUGUACGCACAUCGAUUCAAGCAUGCAGCCAUAAUAAUCAACUAUUGAAAAUAACUACAGAACCGGAUCUUGUAGACAGUGAUCAUGUGUUGGGUAGACGUUUCAUGCCAGGUGAUAUUGUGCUGUAUCCUAUUGAUCCUCUGAAUGAUUUCAUGUCUGGUGUACAAGUUUACGGUAUUGGCGAAGAUGGUGUUUACAACCAUGCAAGUAAAUUUGAACAAUCGUCUUGGCUGAAAACCUACCACUUAACCUGUAUGAUGGGACGUUCGUCUACAGAUGGAACAGCUAAUAGUACUACACUUUUAAGAACUUCUUGGAGACAUGUUCAUAAGAGCAAAGUAGACGCAGCUCUUGUUGGAUUACAAGCUCAGUUUAAUACCUCUACACUAUUACAGGCAGGUCUUCGCCCUAACUCUCAGAAUGCCUAUUUAGCAUUGUGUGGUCGUAGUGCUAACAAUGAUCUACGUCCUGUAAAAGCUGUGCAGACUACAGAAGAUUUUGAAGAACAAGAACACCUACUUUCACCAUGGGAACGUCAAAUUCCAGGUGAAAUGUCCUCUCCAAAAACUCUACCUCGUCGUAAGUCUGUUCGAGAAGAUAAAAGAAGACGAAUGGCUCCUUAUGUCAACGCCAUACAUUGUAUUGAUUUCGAUCCACCAUUCUUUACAGUCGAAAUUCAAGUUGCACAUGAAACAAUGAAGUUUCUUGUUAAUCUUGUUGCUAAUCUCGGUCCAAAAUUACGUACAGCCACUCUGUUAUCAAAGGCUAGAAGAGUUAGACAUGGCCCAUUGACUGCUGAAAAUUCUUUACUUCAGAAGCAUUUAGAGAAAAUACCAAUUGGAUUUUAUCAGGAAUAUGUUCAAUGUGUCAAUAAUAUACUAACUCAGUAUAAAAAUGAUGAUGUUGACCUAACUAAACCACCAGAGAUGAUUUUGGAAGAAGAUUCGCAUAUAUUGAAACAUUUAAUGAAUCGUACACAUGGUAAAUUUGGCUAUCAUGUGUUUGAAAAUCUAUUUCAAUGCACUGAAUUGUAUUUAGUCGGUGUUCAGCAUAGUACGGAAAAGAAAUGCUAUAUGGUGCCAAUAAAUUCUUGAUUAUUAUAAAUAGAAACAUUAUUCAGUAGUAUUUUGUGCAUAACAGAUCUUAAAACAUCCUUUGUAUAUAUAUUCAUUUUAUAUGAGAUAUUUUUUUGAGUUUUAAAAUGGAUGUGUGAUUUUGAAUUUUCAAAAGAAUGGAUACUGAACAAAAAGUACUCUUUACGAUAACCCUUUCAUCAUCAGGCUCUACAGUUAUAUAUACAUUAUAGUGAAUG
Molecule: messenger RNA, 1702 nt
Organism: Trichobilharzia regenti
Lineage: Eukaryota; Metazoa; Platyhelminthes; Trematoda; Strigeidida; Schistosomatidae
Source: the annotation of a GenBank genome assembly